Molecule: messenger RNA, 1038 nt
Organism: Podospora pseudocomata
Lineage: Eukaryota; Fungi; Ascomycota; Sordariomycetes; Sordariales; Podosporaceae
Exons: 1
Coding region: 1-1038 (345 amino acids)
Source: RefSeq, a predicted model, not a curated record
AUGCCUUCCUUCACCUCCAAGACUCUCCUCGCCGCUUUGGCCGGUGCCGCUGCUGUCAACGCCCACGGCCACGUCAAGAACGUUGUCGUGAAUGGUGCCUCCUUCCAGGGCUACGACAUCAACAGCUUCCCUUACACUCAGAACCCCCCCAAGGUUGCCGCCUGGACCGCUUCCAACACCGACAAUGGCUUCGUUGGCCCCGAGUCUUUCGCCUCUAGCGACAUCAUCUGCCACAAGAACUCGGCCAACGCUCAGGGCCGCAUCGUUGUUGCCGCGGGUGACAGCGUCUUUGUUCAGUGGGACACCUGGCCCGAGUCUCACCACGGCCCCGUCAUUGACUACCUUGCCUCGUGCGGUAACACUGGCUGCGACAAGAUUGAGAAGACUGCUCUCGAGUUCUUCAAGAUCGCCGAGGCUGGUCUUGUCAACGGUGCCCAGGCCCCUGGCCGGUGGGCUUCCGAUGUCCUCAUUGACAACAACAACAGCUGGAUGAUCAAGAUUCCCACCAACAUCCGUCCCGGCCAGUACGUCCUUCGCCACGAGAUCAUCGCCCUUCACUCCGGCGGCGACCUCAACGGCGCCCAGAACUACCCUCAGUGCUUCAACAUUGAGGUCACUGGUUCCGGCACUGUCCUUCCCCAGGGUGUCAAGGGUACUUCCCUCUACACUCCCACCGACGCUGGUAUCCGCUUCAACAUCUACCGCUCCCUCGACAGCUACCCCAUCCCCGGUCCCGCUCUCCCCGCCGGCUUCGCUCCCGUUGCUCAGGGCUCCUCCGCCAUCGUUUCCUCUGCCACCGCUAUCACCGGCGCUGCCACCAACGCCCCUGCUCCUAUUGCCACCACCACCGCUGUCAACGUUGUCCCCAGCCCUACCACCAUCGUCACCUCUGUUGUCCAGACCUCUGCUGCUCAGACCUCUGCUGUUCAGACUGCCGUGCCUGUCCAGACCAGCACUCGUCCUAUCAGCACCCGCCCCCAGCCUACCCGCUGCCCCGGUCUCGGUCGCCGCCACCUCCGCAAGGUCGCCCGCGCUUAA